GUGCAGUGUGAUGUAGCUAUCUGCAGCAAAAACACUGGGUGGGGAAGGCUCUCUCAUCCUAAGAGAACUAAUGUUGGAUUUGAUACUGUGUCUGUCAUGGAUGCUGCUGCUUUUGAAAUCAGUUGGCUUCAGAAGCAGCCUGCUCUAGUUACUGAAGCGAGAUACGUCAUCGGGUUUGGCUUGAGCAACAAGUUUGAUACAGAAUUUCCUUCUGUUCUGACAGGGAAGGUUGCCCCAGAAGAAUUCAAGACCAGCAUCAGCCGUGUGAAUGCCUGUUUAAGAAAGAAUCUCCCUGUCAAUGUAAAAUGGCUGCUUUGUGGCUGUCUGUGCUGCUGCUGCACACUGGGCUGUAGCCUGUGGCCUGUAGUCUGUCUUAACAAAAGAACUAGAAGAUCAAUUCAGAAGUUAUUAGAAUGGGAAAAUAACAGACUAUAUCAUAAGCUUGGUUUGCACUGGAAGCUGAGUAAAAGGAAAUGCGAAACUAGCAAUAUGAUGGAAUAUGUAAUAUUAAUAGAGUUCUUACCAAAAUAUCCCAUAUUUCGACCUGACUGAGGAACAGCAUUUGAUCUUUCAUGUUACCUGUCAUUUUCUACCCUUAGUGCCUUGUAGAUGAUUUUGGAAAGAAGAUGGUCUACUUUGCUGUGACUUAAAAAUGUUCGUCAGUAGAAUAUCUUCCUUGCUAUGUUACUUUCUUUUGUUAAGAAGAGAACAAUUUGCACAUUUUUUUUUAUGUUAAAUGAGGCUUCUAUGUUGCACUCUGAAUUUUUGACAUUAACUGAUAUGGUUGCCACUAGGGAUCUAACAUCAGUGCUGCUUAAACUUGUUCUGAGCAUGCUGCCUUAUUAAUUUCUAUAUUUGCUGUCCUCAAACAUGCAUCCUAAUGCCAUGUCAUACUAUAUUUCAUUCUAAACGUCGCAAUCCUAUAAACCCUCAGUAGAAAUGUCCAGGUAAGCGUCUAGUAGUAAUGAUUUUAGUAUAACUUGCUUGCAUAGGACUUGCAAUCAACAGCACUGGUUUUGUCCUGCACUUUGCAAAAUCGUCAUUUACAUUAGGGGGUUAAUUAUUUUACCCACUAUGGAUUUGUAAAUAUUGACUCUUUGCAUAAUGUAAAGUGUGGUAUGCCAAGGUUUACAGAAUGUAAUAUAGCUCUUAUUCUAUUGCCAACAGUCUGACAUUGUUUUAUUCGUUACAUUUGCUAGUAGCCAUCUGAUUGUAUAGACCCAUUCACACGCUGGUUUUAUGGUAAAGCCAUAAUGAGUUUGUACAUACUAUCAGAUGUGUAGGGCUCAGUUGCACUUUGUUUAGUAAAUGGAUGAAAAAUGCAUAGCAUUUCUGUCUUUUUUUUUUUUUUUAAAAGGUAUUUCAGAUGUUGUUUGUAACACCUGAAAUAGGAAGCUUAAAUACUGUUCACCUUUGAAAAAGUUGCAUUUGUGGGGUAGAUGGCGGCUGCUAUUAGCAAAAUACCCUAAAGCCUCUUUUUAAGUUAGGAAUAUAUG
Molecule: messenger RNA, 1496 nt
Organism: Pelecanus crispus (Dalmatian pelican)
Lineage: Eukaryota; Metazoa; Chordata; Aves; Pelecaniformes; Pelecanidae
Source: RefSeq, a predicted model, not a curated record